This is a messenger RNA of Epinephelus lanceolatus (giant grouper), 3679 nucleotides long. RefSeq names its product gamma-aminobutyric acid type A receptor subunit alpha6b (gene gabra6b). Gene Ontology annotation, molecular function: extracellular ligand-gated monoatomic ion channel activity; GABA-A receptor activity. NCBI's taxonomy places the organism in Eukaryota, Metazoa, Chordata, Actinopteri, Perciformes, Serranidae. Gene Ontology annotation, biological process: monoatomic ion transmembrane transport. The record is from RefSeq and is a predicted model, not a curated record. Gene Ontology annotation, cellular component: membrane.
CUCUACUUCUCCCUCCUCUCCCUCUCUCUAUUCCUCUCCAUCGCUGUUUUCUCCACAAUCUCCUUAAUCAAACAGCCGCCGUCAUUAUCACCAUCAAACACAAACAUGUCCUAAAUACCCAACUUGCACUUGAGACCAGUGUUAUUUGCUGUAAAAUGCACUGUUCGGUUAAUGUUACAGCUCUCCUCGUCCCUCCUCUUCACUCUCUUAAAAACUCUUCAGGUUUUUCCAACUGAGCGAUUCAGGCUGAGGCGGGCGCAACCGCACUAGAGGGGGAAGUCAAGUCGUGCUGGACUGGCGCGAUAUCCUCGCACGGUUCACAACUAAAAGAAGACCUGACCCGCGUUAAAUGAUGCUUUUACAUGAUGGAAUAUGUUGAUUUUAAAAGUUGACCAGGGAUUUCUAGUUGUGGGGUGUUUGCGAGGCAUGGCUUUCCUUUUAACUUGCUUAUUUCUGUCUUGUUACAGUGCGAGCAGUGUUUGGGGAAAUCAGCACGGUGAUACCAGUAUCUAUUUGGAUAACAUCACGCGCAUAUUGGAUAGAUUACUGGAUGGCUAUGACAACAGGCUGCGACCUGGAUUUGGAGGUCCAGUUACAGAGGUCAAAACUGACAUCUUUGUCACCAGCUUUGGACCUGUUUCAGAUGUUGAGAUGGAAUACACCAUGGACGUGUUCUUCCGUCAGACAUGGAUCGACGAGCGGCUGAAAUUUGAGGGCCCCAUUGAGAUCCUGCGGCUCAACAACCUGAUGGUCAGCAAGAUCUGGACGCCGGACACCUUUUUCCGGAAUGGCAAGAGGUCGAUCUCUCACAACAUGACCACCCCCAACAAGCUGUUCCGCAUCAUGCAGAACGGAACUAUCCUCUACACCAUGAGAUUAACUAUAAAUGCAGAGUGCCCCAUGCGUCUGAUGAACUUCCCGAUGGACGGCCACGCCUGCCCGCUCAAGUUUGGGAGUUAUGCUUACCCCAUCAGCGAGAUCGUAUACACUUGGAAGAAAGGUCCGCUGUCCUCGGUGGAGGUGCCACAGGAAUCAUCCAGUUUGCUGCAGUACGACCUCAUCGGUCAGACAGUUUCAAGCGAGAGGCUAAAGUCCAACACAGGUGAAUACGUCAUCAUGACCGUACACUUCCACCUGCAGAGGAAAAUGGGCUUCUUCCUGAUUCAGACUUACAUUCCCUGCAUAAUGACCGUCAUCCUGGCUCAAGUCUCUUUUUGGAUUAAUAAGGAAUCAGUUCCAGCUCGGACUGUCUUUGGUAUCACCACUGUCCUGACCAUGACAACACUCAGUAUCAGCGCCCGCCACUCCCUACCAAAAGUUUCUUACGCCACAGCCAUGGAUUGGUUUAUCGCCGUGUGCUUCGCCUUAGUCUUCUCCGCCCUGAUUGAGUUUGCAGCCGUCAACUACUUCUCCACCCUGCAGGCCAACCGGGAGCUGAGGAAGGCAGCUGCCAUGAAGGCUGCGGCUCAGGAGGCUGCCUCUGCAGCUGCAGCUCCGCCCGCAGCCACGGGGAACGACGGAGAGGUUACCGCAGUGGAUCCCAGCAGUGUGCUGAAGAAGAGGAUGAACUCUGCCCCGCUGUUUGACCGCCCUGCCAAAACAUUCCCCAACCCACCUGUCAAUGCCCAAGCCUUCCUGCAGCAGGGUUCAGCCGUACCGGCCAACAACGUCCUAACUGGCACCAGCAUCAUCGACAAAUACUCACGCAUCCUCUUCCCCCUUUCGUUUGGCGCCUUCAACCUGGUCUAUUGGAUCGUCUAUCUCACUAAGGACACGAUGGAGAUGUCCAGGGACACCGUUUAAGCCAAGACUUUGUCUUCCUGGAAAUCACUACACACACACACACACACACACAUACACACGCACACACUGUCAUACACCUGCACGGGCACACACACAUAUAUAUACACAAUAAAUAGAUGACAGACGCUUGCCAAGCACUCUUUUAUGCCGCCUCAGUGCAUUGUAUUUCUUUUUAAGUACUCCCCUGGAAAGUGAGUGUUUUGAGAGCCGAUGUACCAGCUCCUAUUGCCAACUUGACCCGGGAGCUCACAGCCUGUGGGCCCCCGGCUCUGGAACCAUUUCAAACAGGUACUACAUCUCUCUCUGUCUCUUUCACUUCUUUAUUUCUGUUCCCCAGUAUUUCAUAAACACUUACAUGUUAUGACACUUUUUCAGUGUCCGUCCUGUAUCUCCCCUGCCCGAAGAGAUUGGGCAAGAUGCACACAGCUAAGCUAGCUAGGCUGCAGAACCAGAGGCAGAGAAACUACUUUGUUAUAUGUAUUUAUUUCUGUAUGCGUGCAACUUGCAUGCAGUUUCACACAUUGUAGUGGUUUGGCAUGUGUGUUUGAAAUUACACAUUCCCUAAUGUGAUAUUUUGAACAGACGUUGAGUGCACCCGAUGUCCUGACUGGAUCCAGUGUGACUGACUGAACUCCCAGCUCUUCCUUCCACUCUGCAUUUUUUUUCUCCCUCAAAACACCCGCUAUUUUUUGGUUCACUGGCUUAAUUUCCCCCUCGCUGAUGGAGUACAGAGGAUGUGAGGCAAAAUCUUCAAAGGGUUUUUCUGGUGUGUUCCACAGAUACACUGGCCUGCUCCAAUAUUCACUGUCACAUGCACAUGCGGAUGGAGAAACGUGCACAUGUCAGAAAAUACAGACACUAAAACACGCACACAUGCCACUCACUUACACACACUACAUGCUUUACAUGAUUUUCACAAUGUCAGGAUUUUAUUUCCUCUUUUCCUAUAGACAGAAAUAAACUUUAAAUCAUCAGUGCAUGAUUGAAUGACUAUCAUAAAAUAAUACCUGGUACUAGUUCCGAAAAAAAUCACGGAAACGCACAGCACAUGCCUACAAGAACAAGAGGGGAGGACACUGCAACAUUUUUAAAACAAAUGUAAAGCUAAAGGUCCAGUGUGGAGGAAUUAAGGGGAUAUACUGGCAGAGAUGGAAUACAGUGUAAUAUAAUAAGUAUGUUUUCUUAAGCAAAUAAUCACCUAAAAAUAAGAAACUAUAUGUGUUUUCGUUACCUUAGAAUGAGCCAUUAAAUGCAGCCUACAUAGGGAGUGAUAGAGAGUCAUAUUGCACCACCAUGUUUCUACAGUAGCUCAGACUGGACAAACCAAACACUGGGUCUUUGCGUUUUUGUGUUUAUGCAUCAGCCACUGUGCUAAGUGUCAGAAAAAGGCAGAUAUUUUUACGUGACACUGCUUUAUUCAGUGUUUUGAUCAGUUUUUAAUCACCUGCUCUGUUUGUUUUGGAGAGGAAGAGACCUCUGCGGAUAAUUGGUCCGUUAGUAAAAACAUCUGGAUCUCAAGUUAUCAGAAAAUAAAGCUGAGCACACAUUAGCAGGUGCUUGGCCAGUGGUCCAUGUCCAGCAUGCCAAACAGCAGUAGGAGAAACACUGAUUUGUAUUGUGAGACUGCUUUAUUCAGUGUUUUUACCGGUUUAAAUUGAUGGGUCCAUUUGUUUUGGAGAGAUGCAGAUAAAUCAGCUCAUGGUAAAAAGCCUCCUGAACAUCUGGAUCAGAAAUAAGGUGAGCACACAUUGGGUUGUUAAAAAAAAUAGGUUAGCAGGAGCUGGGCCAGCAGCCCGUCUGCAGACCCAAUCAGUGGGUCUGUUUGUUUUAAAGAGGAAGAGACCUCUGCAGAUAACUCAGAUCCUGGUAAAAACCU